CUAGAUGUGGCGACGGAAGUUUCCAGCAAGAUUGUGCGGAGGUAAAGAUCAACACUGAAAGCAGGUUAGAAAUGGCAGAGGCAAGUAAUUGGUAUCCUACUUCAGUUCCGGAGAACCCCUAUGAUAGGUCUCCUGUUGGAGUUUUGUGGGACAAGGGUGCAAGCGAUAUCGAAGGUCAACCGGGUCAACCCAUAGAAACCAGUUUGGACAGUCAGCCAAAGACACAUACUGCUAAGAUUAAGAAACCCUACUUGUGUGAGCAGUGUGGGUACAGGGCAAGUAGCAAGUCUGCCUUAUCCUAUCACAUGAGAACUCAUACAGGAGAAAAACCCUACAAGUGUCACAUCUGUGAUUACUCUGCUGCACGGAGAAACCGUUUGGCUAACCAUCUAGCAAAACACACCGGUGAGAAACCCUACAGGUGUGGGGAGUGCCCAUACAGAACAACUCAGAGUUAUGACUUGACCAAACAUAUGAGAAGUCAUACCGGUGAAAAACCCUACAAGUGUGACCAGUGUGACUAUUCUACAGCAUAUAAAUCCUGCUUGGACGUCCACCAUCGAGCAAAGCACACUGAUGAGAAACCCUACAUGUGUGGGUACUGUGGGUACAGGGCAGCUCAAAAGGCUACCGUAUUCAUACAUAUGAGAACACAUACAGGUGAAAAACCUUUCAAAUGUGACAUCUGCGAUUAUUCUGCAGCACAAAAAACCACUUUGGACGGCCAUGUAGCAGCAAAACACACUGGUGAGAAACCUUACAUGUGUGGGGAAUGUGGAUACAGGACAACCCACAAGUCUCACUUAUCCCUACAUAUGAGAACUCAUACUGGUGAAAAACCCUUCAAGUGUGACCAGUGUAGUUAUUCAGCUGCACAGAAAUGUCAUUUGGACAACCAUUUAGCAACUCACACUGGUGAGAAACCCUACAUGUGUGAGCAGUGUGGAUACAGGACACCUUGGAGAGGACACUUAUCUCUGCAUAUGAGAACUCACACCGGUGAGAAACCCUACAUGUGUACGGAAUGUGGGUACAGGACAGCUUGGAAGCAUCACUUAUUCCGACAUAUGAGAACUCACACUGGUGAAAAACCCUACAAGUGUGAUGACAAUCUUCGCCAAAUGAUGUUAGCUUUUAAGGAUUGAUUAUGCAUCUUUGUAUAGAUUACUAUGCACAACUGAAAGUAUAAUGUACAAAAACACACUGUAUUUGUCUAAGUGCCCAUUUAAUAGAAGAAAUUUUUCAUCUACAAGUUCCUCAGGUUUCUUUUUUCACAAACAAGGUGUAAUUCACAACAUUUUCCUUUCUCAAUUUGAUUUUCAAUUACUACAUAAUUGAAUGUAUUGACAGUGAUGAAUUCAAUUUUACAACAUCACCAUGAAACUUUUUUGAAUGUGUGUCGAGUAUUUUUGUCUCAGCAGUUGAGAACUACAACAAUAAUUUACUUGUAGCCAUUUGUAUUGUCAUUACUGAACAACAUUAGUUCUAAAAGAGAUAUUUGAGGAACUCAAAAUGAUUAUUUUCAUUAUCAGUUCUAAAAUAUUUGAGUCUUUUAGGGUCCUUUGCUUUACAUUUUUUAAAAUAAGUAAUUGGAGUUUGUUUUCUGUAGCAAUUUUUUCAAGCUGUAUCUGUUUUGUUUUGAGAGUAAACUCUGUUUGAUAAUAGAAAAGUUAAUCAGAAUGAAAUUCAAUUGGUGAUUCAUAGUCUUUUCUCUUUCAUCUUAUUGUUUUGAUAGUUUCAGUUAGUUUUCUUAUAUUUUUGAACAUUCAUCUAAUUUUAUUGUAUUUUUUCAUUUUUCUUGUGUUACAGACUGUUCUGUUUUUUGGCCAGUAGUACAGGUAGAAAUAUUUGUGUGUAUAUAGAUUUUUUUAAUCUUAAGAAUUGGAUUAGUGGCUAAGCCUCUUCCUUUUUUUGUAUAUAUAUUUUGUAUUUGAUAAAUA
Branchiostoma belcheri (Belcher's lancelet) is the source of this 1940-nucleotide messenger RNA. RefSeq names its product zinc finger protein 239-like. The record is from RefSeq and is a predicted model, not a curated record. Gene Ontology annotation, molecular function: RNA polymerase II transcription regulatory region sequence-specific DNA binding; DNA-binding transcription factor activity, RNA polymerase II-specific. The transcript is spliced from 2 exons. NCBI's taxonomy places the organism in Eukaryota, Metazoa, Chordata, Leptocardii, Amphioxiformes, Branchiostomatidae. Gene Ontology annotation, cellular component: nucleus. Gene Ontology annotation, biological process: regulation of transcription by RNA polymerase II. The coding region runs from base 72 to 1145 and encodes 357 amino acids.